AUGCAGAAGAACAAUGUGGGAGGAGGAUUACAUCAAGCAUGUGCAGCAUGCAAGCAUCAAAGAAAGAAGUGUCGAGAGAAUUGCGUGUUAGCUCCAUUCUUUCCAGCGGAACAAAGUCAGAAUUUUCAAGCAGUUCAUAAGGUGUUUGGUGUAAGCAAUGUUCAGAAGAUAGUAAAGAGUUUAGAAAGUUAUGAACAGCGAGUUAAAGCGGUGGAAUCGCUUAUUUGGGAAGCAAAUUUGAGACAGAAAGAUCCAAUUCAUGGAAGUUAUGGAGAGUAUAACAAAGUUUUGGAUGAACUUAGAUUGUUAAGGGCGACUUCGGGUUUUGUUGGAUGGAAUAGUAAUAGUAAUGGAUUAGGGCAAAUAGGGAUGGGAAUGGGAAUGGGAAUUGGAAUGAAUAAUAAUAAUAAUGGAUUUAAUUUUAUAAGGAGUAGUAAUGGAAAUAUGAUUUUAGAUUCGAGUCAAUAUAAUAAUUAUGUUUCUCAAGUAUCAGGAGGAGAAGAGAAGUUUAGUCAAGGAAGAGAUCCUUUUACCAUUGUUUGUCCACCACAAUCCAUCAAUGGAGUUAAUGAACAGUUCUAUAUCACAGAUCAAUUGGUGAAUGUAAAGUCGAUGGAUGAUGCAGUUUGGGAUCGAGGAUCGUAG
Molecule: messenger RNA, 645 nt
Organism: Telopea speciosissima
Lineage: Eukaryota; Viridiplantae; Streptophyta; Magnoliopsida; Proteales; Proteaceae
Product: LOB domain-containing protein 2-like
Exons: 2
Coding region: 1-645 (214 amino acids)
Source: RefSeq, a predicted model, not a curated record